CGUUCGGCCGGGCGUGAAAGGAGGAGUUGCAGUUUUGCUUUCUAUAAUAAGCAGAGGAGGAAAAACCCACCGAAGCAUCAACUUUUGUUCUUACAUUGAGACUGUGAAGGGUGUGAUUGAAGGCACCGGCGAGAAAUGGCGAAGUUGCAGGUGAUCAGCUCUGCUGUAUUGCAGAAUAACAGCUAUAAAAGUCCUUCUUUUUGGUAUGGAAGUUGAAAAGGAACAGAAGCUCCUCGCACAGGUGGUGGCUGUGAUGUCUCGGAUGACACUUGAUUCUCCUUGCCUCUUAUCGACAUCGUACCUUUGGGAUUUAUUUUUCUUUCCUUUACUCAAGACUUGAGAAAGAGGACUCAAGAGAGUGUGAUAAAGUUGCUUCAAAAAUCAAACGCAUGCCAUAAUCAAAAACAAGCUUAUUUUAGGCAAAACUCAACAACACAAUGAAGAAAGCUGAAGGAGGAUCCGAAGAUAAGCAUAGAAGAAUUAGAGAAGCAAAAAGAUCCUAAAGAUUCUGGGUUUUUCUUUUUUAAAAAAAUUGAUCCUCCUACAAAGAAACUGCAGCAACAACAUCUGUUUUUGCAAGUUUGAGAAAGAAAAAAUGAUGCAACAAAACCAAAAUAUUCAGAUUUUACAUACGUAGUGCCUCAGCUCAUGUUAUAGCCUUUUCACGUCCUUCCCUGAGAAUUCAAGAUAGCAACAAUUUCUGUUAAUUCCUUUACAUAACUCCAAGCCACUCCAUAUUCCACAAGGAAAACCAUGGCAACCAAUGACUCAAACUACAAUGAAGAUGAGUUUUUGAAACAUUUCUAUGCCAUCAUGUACACAAUCAUCCUGGUUCCUGGGUUGAUUGGGAAUGUUUUGGCUCUCUGGGUCUUUUAUGGAUACAUGAAAGAAACUAAACGGGCCGUGAUUUUCAUGAUUAAUCUUGCAAUUGCAGAUUUGGCUCAAGUGUUAUCGUUGCCACUAAGGAUUUUUUAUUACCUGUCUAAAAGUUGGCACCUGGGGAAGGAACUUUGCAUGUUCUGCUUCUACCUCAAGUACGUCAACAUGUAUGCAAGUAUUUACUUUUUGGUUUGCAUCAGUGUGCGGAGAUUUCAGUUCCUCAUGCACCCUUUGAAGUUCAGUGACUGCAAACGCAUCUACGACAUGUACAUCUGCAUCGUUGGAUGGGUUGUGGUUUGUGUGGGCUGCUUACCUUUUCCCCUUCUACGACUCACCUCCAACGAGACUUGUGCCGACGAUAAAUGUUUUGUGGACCUGCCCUUGAAGACUGCAGAUGAACCUAUCUCAAUAGCAAUGAUGUCCCUAGGUGAGCUGGUUGGCUUUGUAACCCCACUGUUGAUCAUCUUGUAUUGUUCCUGGAAGACCAUCUUAUCUCUCCAAGAAAAGAAUUCUGUUUCCCAAGACCUUGGGGAGAAGCAGAAAGCCUUAAAGAUGAUCCUGACUUGUGCCAUUGUCUUUUUAAUUUGCUUUGGUCCUUAUCACAUCAGCUUCCCUUUGAAUUACUUGGUCAAGUCCCAAACGAUAGAAGAUUCCUAUGCCCGAAAGGUUAUUUUGGUCUUCCACGCAAUUGCCUUGUGCCUUGCCAGUUUAAAUUCAUGUCUCGACCCUAUAAUUUAUUACUUUACUACAGAUGAGUUUCGAAGGAGGCUUUCAAGGCAAGAUUUACAGGACAGUAUUCAAUUUCAUAACAUGCACUGUGGACGUGCAAAGGAGCCAUCCGAAAUAAGUAUAGUUGGGUGAUUGAUAGGAAACUCAUAUUAUGGGGUUGUUGUUUUUUUGAUGCCAUGAUCACUUUGGAAAAGAUUUACUGUAGCUUGUCUUCAAUAUAGAUAUUGACCAUUACUAUGUCAAGUAGUCUAGAGAAACUGUGAAAGGAAGAAUGGAAGAAGUGAACCACUGAGAAGGAAAUUCACAAUCCAUGCAUAGAAGAUAUUUUGGGGAUAAAACUCAAAAUAAUGCUGUCUUAUUUAGUUUAACAUGGAAUAGAGAGACACUUUGGAUAGACUUUCAACAUUCUGUUAUGAUACCCUAUAACAAUAAACUAGGAUUCUAGGAAUCCUUGCUAGAUCUAUUCCUCAAUCUAGAUUAGUUAUCUCAAAGGGUUCUCAUCAAUCUUGAAAGACUGUCCAAGUUUCUCUCUGUCCCAUUUGUUACUAAAGAAAGUCAAGAGUUUACUUUGAAUUUGUUUCUCAUUCUUUUUUCUAUUUCUGGCUUGUGUAAUCUCUAGUCCAAAACUCUUGGUAACAGCUCACUCCUGCCUUCCUCCUUUGACAGCAUUCUCAUAGUUUAUACCUCAUUGACAUUAAAUCACUCACAUUAUUAUAAGGCUAAAUCUUCUUGAGGGAUAGUUGCAUGUGAGAUAGAAAAGAGACAGAGAUGAAAAGAGAGAAAAUAUAUGUUUCUUGAUCUCUCUCUUCAUCAGAGGUAUGAAGUAACGCACACUGUUUUUCUAGAGCUUUAAUUUUAUUUUAUUAAUGCCCAUAGUACUGUGAGCUGUUAAUUUAAAUGUCUCCGAAAUAAUUUAUAAAAUCCAUUUUUGUACUUUAAUAAAUUUGAUGUAUAUGAUAACGUGUGUGUAUGUAAAGUAUUAAAGAAUUAAAUUGGGAGACUAAGAUGGCCAUUUCGAGCUCAUUCUGCUCUCUUCAGUUAGCCACACCCUU
Messenger RNA from Crotalus tigris (Tiger rattlesnake), 2660 nucleotides. RefSeq names its product G protein-coupled receptor 174 (gene GPR174). The coding region runs from base 754 to 1740 and encodes 328 amino acids. Gene Ontology annotation, biological process: phospholipase C-activating G protein-coupled receptor signaling pathway; positive regulation of Rho protein signal transduction. Gene Ontology annotation, molecular function: G protein-coupled receptor activity. The transcript is spliced from 2 exons. Gene Ontology annotation, cellular component: membrane. The record is from RefSeq and is a predicted model, not a curated record. NCBI's taxonomy places the organism in Eukaryota, Metazoa, Chordata, Lepidosauria, Squamata, Viperidae.